Molecule: messenger RNA, 738 nt
Organism: Penicillium coprophilum
Lineage: Eukaryota; Fungi; Ascomycota; Eurotiomycetes; Eurotiales; Aspergillaceae
Product: lytic polysaccharide monooxygenase auxiliary activity family 9 protein
Exons: 2
Coding region: 1-738 (245 amino acids)
Source: RefSeq, a predicted model, not a curated record
AUGACACUUUCAAAGCUAUCUACGCUUCUAGCCUCGGCCUCUCUUGUUGCAGGGCAUGCCUACGUCUCUAGCAUCGUAGCCGAUGGCAAAAACUACACUGGCUACCUCGUUGACAAAUACGCGUACAUGGAUGAUGUUCCCGACAGCGUCGGGUGGGCAACAACGGCAACCGACCUCGGGUUCGAAGACGGCACCGAAUACCAAGAUCCGAACAUAAUCUGCCACCGAGAUGGAGUCAACGCAGCUUUGAGUGCCACUGUCACUGCUGGCUCUGACAUUGACAUCCAAUGGACGACCUGGCCAGAGUCGCACCACGGUCCUCUGAUCACAUACCUCGCCUCGUGUAACGGGGACUGCAGCACAGUCGACAAGGCCACGCUGGAAUUCUUCAAAAUCGAGGAAGACGGUCUUAUUGAUGGCUCAACUUCUCCGGGGACAUGGGCCAGCGAUGAUCUCAUUGCUGCUGGAAGCAAAUGGACUGUGAGGAUUCCUGCUACUAUCGCUGCCGGUAACUAUGUCAUGCGCCAUGAGAUUAUUGGUCUGCACUCUGCUGGCAAUAAGAAUGGUGCCCAGAACUAUCCACAGUGCUUCAAUUUGGAGGUUACUGGUGGUGGAAGCGAUGUACCUGAUGGCACACUUGGUGUGGAGUUGUAUACCAACACUGAUCCCGGGAUCUUGUUUGAUAUUUACUCUACCCUGACUGAGUAUCCUAUCCCGGGACCGGCUUUGUAUGCCUGA